CGCAACUUGCAAAGAUAGAAUAAAACCUCGACGGCGAAGAAGAUAAUGGCCCUGAUCGGGUCAAGUCUGAAACUUGGAAAUAUUUAUAUUUUCUCCCACCGAUCGAAGAAGGAAAAGCACCCGCUCCUUCCUCUCCGUUUGGCCCGCUCGACUCGAUGGGGCACAUAACAAAGGUAAGAGAUAUCAUAGGCCUAAUCAAGGAUAAGGCCUCCCAAAGCAAAGCAGCCCUUCUCUCCAAACCCAGGAAACUCUCUCUCCAAUUAGCCCUCCUCCGCGCCACCACCCACGAUCCCUUCAAUCCUCCCAAUGACAAACACAUCGCCACCAUCCUCUCCUUUGGCCACAGCUCACGCGCCACCGCCGCCGUCGCCAUCGAGGCCCUCAUGGACCGCCUCCAGAGCACCCGCGAUUCCUCCGUCGCCCUCAAGUGCCUCAUCACCAUCCACCACGUCAUCAAGCACGGCAGCUUCAUCCUCCAGGACCAGCUCUCCGUGUACCCCUCCAAUGGCGGCAGAAACUACCUCAAGCUCUCCAACUUCCGUGACGACUCAAGCCCCAUCACUUGGGAGCUCUCUUCAUGGGUACGAUGGUACGCGCAAUACAUAGAGACCCUUUUGUCUACCUCUAGGGUUUUGGGUUUGUUUCUUGCCUCCUCUUUAAAUACUAUAGAGAGAGAGAAGCAUGAAGAAACAAUCUCAGCGCUUAUGAAUGAGGAUUUGCUUAAAGAAACUGUUUCGUUGGUGGGUUUGAUGGAAGAGAUUUGUAAAAGACCGGAUUCUUUGCAUGUGAAAGGGAACAACUUGGUGGAUGAGAUUAUGGGUUUUGUUGGCGAGGACUAUUUCUCGGCGACAAACGAGGCUUCGAUCCGAGUCAGUGAGUUUAGGGAGAGGCUGAAUGGUCUGAGUUUCGGUGAAUCGGUCGACUUGGCUUGCGCUUUGAAAAGGUUAGAGAAUUGCAGGGAGCGGCUUUUGGAGUUGUCCACUGGAAAGAAGACGACCUUGAUCGAUUGCUUUUGGAAUUUGAUAAGCGAGAUUAAGGAUAGGGUUGGGAGGAAGAAGGUGUACGAAGAUGAGGAAAAGUUGUUGAUUAGGGUGAAGAAAGAGAAGGUGGCCGAGUCAGCUCGGUUUGCUGAGCGAGUUCUGAGGUCAGGGGACUCGGUCCGGUUCUCUUCCGGAAGGUUGGGAAUGGACGGGUUUCCUUUUCAGAUUCUAGAGUCAAUGGAACCGUAUGCAUGAUUGAAAGUUCCUUUCCGCUCUAUGCUUUCGAAUCUAUUUAAUUUGUAAAUUAUUUUUUGGUCGAAUGAAAUUGUUCAUGCAAA
Alnus glutinosa is the source of this 1318-nucleotide messenger RNA. RefSeq names its product putative clathrin assembly protein At4g40080. Gene Ontology annotation, cellular component: clathrin-coated vesicle; clathrin-coated pit. The coding region runs from base 156 to 1235 and encodes 359 amino acids. The record is from RefSeq and is a predicted model, not a curated record. Lineage: Eukaryota; Viridiplantae; Streptophyta; Magnoliopsida; Fagales; Betulaceae. Gene Ontology annotation, biological process: clathrin coat assembly; vesicle budding from membrane; clathrin-dependent endocytosis. Gene Ontology annotation, molecular function: clathrin heavy chain binding; SNARE binding; 1-phosphatidylinositol binding. The transcript has a single exon.